AAUAAGUCAACCUACCACUUUCUCCGUCUCUUCUCCUCUCCUCUUACAUCUCUCUGUGUACAGUUGGAUUAAACCAGCCUUCCGCCAGCCAUCCUACCUUAUAUAUAAUACAAAUACAAACCCAUCAUCAUCUCAUUGGUAUUUGUUACACUCUCUGAUCCGAUCUUACUAGGUAUACAACCAUGGAAGAAGACACACUUAACAACCUCCUCCCCGCCUCCGACACCGAUCUCGACUUCAGCUUCACCUCCGUCUCGACCGCGACGGACCGCACCUUCGCCUGCUCCAGCGCCCGCUCCAGCCUCGCCCGCUCCAGCCUCACCCUCAGCUUCAACGACCGCCUCUCCUCCACCUCCUCCUCUUCCCCUUCCUCCUCCUCCGCCCCCUCCUCCUCCUCCUCCCGCCCCCACCGCGGCUCCGACCCCAACUGGUCCGCCAUCAAGACUGCCACCGCCCUCUCCUCCGACGGCCGUCUCCACCUCCGCCACCUCAAGCUCCUUCGCCACCUCGGCACCGGAAACCUUGGCCGCGUCUACCUCUGCCGCCUCCGCGACUGCGACUCCGCCAGCUUCGCCCUCAAGGUCGUCGACCGCGACCACCUCUCCGCCAAGAAGCUCUCCCACGUCGACACCGAGGCCGAAAUCCUCUCCAUGCUCGACCACCCCUUCCUCCCCACCCUCUACGCCCACUUCACCGCCUCCCACUACACCUGCCUCCUCAUCGACUACUGCCCCGGCGGCGACCUCCACUCCCUCCUCCGCCGCCAGCCCUCCAACCGCCUCCCCCUCCAGGCCGUCCGCUUCUUCGUGGCCGAGGUCCUCGUCGCCCUCGAGUACCUCCACGCGCUCGGGAUCGUCUACAGAGACCUCAAGCCCGAGAACAUACUCCUCCGCGAAAAUGGCCACGUCAUGCUGUCGGACUUCGAUUUGUGCUUCAAGGCUGACGUGGUCCCCACCUUCAGAACCUACCGUGGGCCCAGUGACCAGGACAGAACCGGUAAUAGUAACCGCACCAAAACGAAGCACGCCUACCGGCGGGGCAGCUGCUUCGGUGCGGCCAACGAACAAAGAGAGCCAUCCAAGGAGGUCGUAGCGGAGUUCGUGGCGGAGCCAACGGCGGCUUACUCCCAGUGCUGCGUGGGGACCCACGAGUACCUGGCGCCGGAGCUCGUAUCCGGAGCGGGCCACGGCAACGGCGUCGACUGGUGGGCAUUCGGCGUGCUGAUCUACGAGCUGCUAUACGGCACGACACCGUUCAAGGGCGGGAACAAGGAGGGCACCCUCCGGAACAUAGCGUCGAGCGAGCAGGUGAGGUUCCCAGCUGCGGCGGAGAAGGAGGAGGAGGGGAUGGCCGAGGCGAGAGAUCUGAUCGAGAAGCUCCUGGUGAAGGACCCGAGGCGGCGGCUGGGCUGGGCCGGCGGGGCGACGGACAUAAAGCGCCACCUCUUCUUCGAGGGGAUCAAGUGGCCGCUGAUAAGGAGCUACAGGCCGCCGGCGGAGGUCCGGGGGCUGACGAGGAAGCUGAUGAGGUCAAAGUCGAAGGGGCAAGGGCACGUGAGCCACGUGCCGGGGAGCCACAGAAGGCGGCGGUGGUGGUGGAAGGGGCUCGAGUUCUUCAUGAGGGCAAAAGGGUCAAAGCACUCUUACUACUACUGCUCACGGAGUUCCGCUUCCAACCACAGUAACGGCAACUAUUACCGUUACUACGUCAAUAAUAACAAGAACGGGCGAUUAUUAGACUGAGCAGUUGUUAUUGUUUAUGGUUGUUUUUUCUUUUCUUUUCAUUGGCCUUAAAAAAAAGGGAAGUGUUCGUCCAGAUGACUCGUGAGAUGAGCGGGAUUUGCUCCUUUUUUAUUUUUACUGGGUGUGUGUUUCCUUGAUAGUCAAGUUAGGUAGAGGGAAGCAACCAAAAUUGUAUCAGUUUUGGUGGGUGAAAAUUAGUUGUCCUUGUAUACAUAUACAGCAGCUUUAGAAGUACAUUGUAUAUGAAUCAGAGUGAUACGAAUGAAGGGUUCUUGUCUUGCACAUUACUUUGUC
Molecule: messenger RNA, 2036 nt
Organism: Punica granatum (pomegranate)
Lineage: Eukaryota; Viridiplantae; Streptophyta; Magnoliopsida; Myrtales; Lythraceae
Source: RefSeq, a predicted model, not a curated record